UGUGAAGUACUCGAAACUCUUCUAUAGCCUCACCUAGUUUAGAAUCAAGUUGUUAAAGCCUAGCUUAACUGUGUUAAUUAACGCUUUAGUUUGAUGCUUCAUAACACAACAAUGGUUGAGGGGUAGAUGAAUUAAUCUUUAAUCCAGUAAAUACAACGUCCCAGUGAUUGUAUGUUACAUUUUCACAAUCUGCUACUUGAUUUAUUGGAUUACUAUGUCGCACUCACAUCUUGAUCGCUGUCAAGCCUCUAAUAAGUAUGAAGCGUACAUCAAACAGAAUUUAGAGAGCCUGAAGGCCCAGUGUGGUCACGUGACCGCCUGCAUUGACAAGCUGCUAGCGGAAGUCAGCGUGACGGUCCUGCUCAAGGGAGAUAACAUCAGUCUCAACAAGACUUGCGGCCUGAUCCACAAAUCGGUGACCGGCAGCUACACGACACUGAGGAGAAACUGUACGGAGACGGAGAGGGAGGAGAUCCGUGGCAUCGUGGAGGAACACGUGGGCGAUGUGUACGACGGCAACAAGUGGAAGAACCUCAAGAGAUGCCUCACCAACGCGUAUGGCGACACGGAGAGGACGUCCCGCGUGCAGGAGAUUUGUGGACUGGCCCAGAGACAGAAAGAAAUCUGUAACAACUCAGAGAUUCACAGGAUGACGGAGAAAUUUUUCAAUGAAGAAAUUCAAAGUCUGCAGUGUACGUGCAGGAAACUGGAGCAGGAGGGGGAGGAAAACGUGAACUUGCCAAUAUUUAUUGGAGUUGGUGUUGGCGGCUUUCUCUUGCUCGUCAUCAUUUGUGUCGUCUGCUUGAUGCUCUACAGGAGUCGGAAAUCUGCACGCAAAAAUAGGACUACCACACCUAACGUCAUCUACCUGCCCGGCCCAAGUCCUGACGCACCUGUGUACCAGGAGAUCUACGACCACAGGGUCAACAGUGCGCGGGGUUACUGCGCACCCCCGUCUGCUGACCCUCCGUCACUUCCUGUCCGAUAUCUGAGCAAACCAACAGCCAAUAGAACCAGUCCUCCGUCUAAUGAUGAGCCGGACUACUUAGAACCAGCUGUUGUCUCGGUCAAAUACAGAGCCAACGCCCCCCUUCAGAGAGAGGCUUCCAAUGGCAUGGACAGCCCACCGACCUACAGCCAAUGUGAGAGAGACUCGGAAGAAAACGGCUACUUCAACCCCCUCCCUAGCCCCACCCUAGAGGACGACGUCAAACAGCCCCUGUCCAGCGAGGAGACCGCACAGGUUAGCCCGACCAGCGACCUUGACGGGGGGUACGAGACCCUAGCACGGGAUAAAACUCCGGGCCUAGAUGGACGCUUCAACAAACUGACCAACCAGCGGUCCAGCUGUCCCCCCGAGGAGGCGCCCAAACCCCUGGGGCCGGUACCCGUGAAGAGGGUUAAAAAAGAGGACAGACAGACGGAGUCGCAUUACUUCGUGCUGGAGGAGAACGCCCAUGUGGAGGAGCCGCAUGAAUGAUUUGAAAUGUUGUGGCACGUGACUUGGUCUCGUGGCAAGCGUCAGACUAAUUAGACACCUGCGGAUGUCCAGUUAAUAAAAAACUUCCAUUAAGUUAAUUGUAGACUUUAAAUAUUUUUUACUUCCGAGAAACCUGAAGGCUUACUGUAGCUUCAAUAUGUUUACCCGAAGCUUUUGCAAACUUUUUAAUUACACUAUCUCAGAUGUAUACAGCAUUUUUAUGUUUUUAAAAUAAUCGCUUUCCAGCAUUAGGUGUUUUUUUUUAAAUCAAAUUUAAAAAUUUGAUUUUUCUAUAAUGUCUCUUUUAAAAAUAUUUCCUCUGGAGGCACUUGAAAUGUACGGGGGAC
This is a messenger RNA of Physella acuta, 1827 nucleotides long. RefSeq lists its product as uncharacterized. NCBI's taxonomy places the organism in Eukaryota, Metazoa, Mollusca, Gastropoda, Physidae. The record is from RefSeq and is a predicted model, not a curated record.